Colletotrichum orchidophilum is the source of this 783-nucleotide messenger RNA. Its product is annotated as ribosome biogenesis protein nsa-2. Gene Ontology annotation, cellular component: nucleolus; preribosome, large subunit precursor. Gene Ontology annotation, biological process: maturation of 5.8S rRNA; maturation of LSU-rRNA. The transcript has 10 exons. The record is from RefSeq and is a predicted model, not a curated record. The coding region runs from base 1 to 783 and encodes 260 amino acids. NCBI's taxonomy places the organism in Eukaryota, Fungi, Ascomycota, Sordariomycetes, Glomerellales, Glomerellaceae.
AUGCCUCAGAACGAGUAUAUGGAGAGAUGGCGCAAGCUUCAUGGUCGGAGACUCGAUCACGAGGAGAGGGCUCGCAAGAAGGAGGCUCGUGAGGGUCACAAGGCUUCCAAAGAUGCGCAGAACCUGCGCGGUCUUCGCGCCAAGCUUCACGCGAAGAAGCGCCACAACGAAAAGAUCCAGAUGCGCAAGCAGAUCAAGGCCCACGAGGAGCGCAACGUCAAGACGAACGACGAGAAGGAGCCCAGCGAGCCCAUGCCCGCCUACCUGCUCGACCGAAACAACCCGAGCAACGCCAAGGCUAUCUCUUCUCAGAUUAAGAACAAGCGUGCCGAAAAGGCUGCUAGAUUCCAAGUGCCACUGCCCAAGGUCAAGGGUAUCAGUGAGGAGGAGAUGUUCAAGGUCAUCUCGACGGGAAAGAAGACGCACCAAAAGUCCUGGAAGCGUAUGAUCACGAAGCCUACUUUUGUCGGACCCAACUUCACCCGGAGAGACCCCAAGCACGAGCGAUUCAUCCGUCCUAUGGGUUUGCGUUACAAGCAUGCGCAUGUUUGUCAUCCUGAGCUUAACGUGACUGUGAAACUACCAAUCCUGGGCGUCAAGAAGAACCCCCAGAAUCCUCUUUACACGAAUUUGGGUGUCUUGACCAAGGGAACCGUCCUGGAAGUUAACGUAUCAGACAUGGGCCUUACCACAGCAUCUGGAAAGGUCGUAUGGGGUCGUUACGCCCAGGUAACCAACUCACCCGAAAACGAUGGUUGCGUAAAUGCUGUGUUGCUCGUUUAA